GCUGUCUGAGCGAGAAGCCGCAUCACUGGCCGGCUACCAGAGAGAGAGGACCCGGGAUCGCGUUGGGACUCCUGACCGGCCCUCCCAGGGACCCGCUUGCCCCACGCCGCCCGGCCCCGCCGGACUCUCUGCAUCAGCCUUACCUGCGGGGGCCUCCAGAAUCUCCAGGGCUUUCAGAGGAUGCUCAGGUCGACCUCGGGGCAGCAGUGAGGGGGGCAUCCAGCUCCCAUCCAACUCCGGUCCUGCGCCAGGGGCUCCCCCUGGAGAUGAGCAUGGUGGUUUUCUCUUGCAACCCCCUGGUUUGGUACGUCUGAGAAGAUGCCUACCAUGAGACUGUUCACUUGCUUCCUGCAGCUCCUGACGGGGCUGGCUUUGCCCGCCGUGCCCCCCCAGCAGUGGGCCUUGUCUUCUGGGAACAUUUCAUCAAAGGUGGAAGUGGUGCCCUUCCAGCGAGUGUGGGAACGCAGCUACUGCCAGCCGGUAGAGAGGUUGGUGGACAUCGUGUCUGAGUACCCCAGCGAGAUGGAGCACCUAUUCAGCCCAUCCUGCGUCUCCCUGGUGCGCUGCACCGGCUGCUGCAGCGAUGAAAAGAUGCACUGCAUGCCCCUGGAGACAGCCAACAUCACCAUGCAGCUCAUGAAGUACCGCGCUCUGGACUUGCCCUUCUUUGUGGAGAUGAGCUUCUCUCAGCACGUCAGGUGCGAGUGCAGACCUCGGUGGGGGAAGACGAAGCCAAAAAGGAGGAGAGCCAAGGUCAGGGGCCAGAGGAAGAGAAAGGAGCAGAAACACAAAGACUGUCACCUGUGCGGUGAUACUCUUUCCCGGAGGUAACCAGUCCCUCGGAGGAGAGACCCCCCACACCCGGCUGGUGUAUUUAUUACCGUCACAUUCUCAGUUACCUCCUGCUGGCACCUGCCCUCUAUUUAUUAGCCAAUUGUAUCCCUGCUGAAUGACUCACUCCCUCCACGGGACAGGACCCUCAGGAAUUCAGUGCCUUAAACAGAACGUGAGAGAAAGAAGACAGACCCAUGUGGCUUCAGCUUGAGAAGGAGCAAGACAUGUGGCUUUGUGAGGGGCAGGCCUGGCUCCAGAGGCCCCGGGGGUCUCCAGGAGGCUGGAGAAGGAAGGACUGGAGACCCACCACCUGCCCUCCCGGAACCUUGGGCUCCGCACAGACCAGCAACCCUUGCUGGGGAAGCUCCUGGUGGAAGUCGGGGGUGGAGGCCCCUGCUCUGGCCACCCUGGCCCUGCUGAGGGGGUGGGCGGGCAGCCACUCUGCACCCUGGAGGUCGGAUAUUCAGCUCUGGAGAACAGUGCUUGCCUGGGGGGCCUCUGCCACUCCUCGUCCCCUCGGUCUCGCCUCACCUCUUAACUGCUGCUUGUGCUGAGACAUUGUUCUUUGUGGCCAAAGCAUCAUCAUCCCGCCCCUCUCAAGGACACAGGCAAAGAGUGGGCCCCAAGCUGGACAUGGAGCGAGCUGCCCUCGCGUGGCUCUCUGACCACCAAGCCAGUUUCUCUUGAAUAAAGUAUUCUAGUCUGAAA
This is a messenger RNA of Dama dama (fallow deer), 1542 nucleotides long. It is a transcript of the gene PGF, whose product is annotated as placental growth factor. NCBI's taxonomy places the organism in Eukaryota, Metazoa, Chordata, Mammalia, Artiodactyla, Cervidae. Gene Ontology annotation, cellular component: membrane. Gene Ontology annotation, biological process: vascular endothelial growth factor receptor signaling pathway; positive regulation of endothelial cell proliferation; induction of positive chemotaxis. The transcript has 7 exons. Bases 319 to 831 code for a protein of 170 amino acids. Gene Ontology annotation, molecular function: growth factor activity; vascular endothelial growth factor receptor binding; chemoattractant activity. The record is from RefSeq and is a predicted model, not a curated record.